Molecule: messenger RNA, 744 nt
Organism: Wallemia mellicola CBS 633.66
Lineage: Eukaryota; Fungi; Basidiomycota; Wallemiomycetes; Wallemiales; Wallemiaceae
Product: translation protein
Exons: 1
Coding region: 1-744 (247 amino acids)
Biological process (GO): translation
Cellular component (GO): mitochondrial large ribosomal subunit; ribosome
Molecular function (GO): structural constituent of ribosome
Source: RefSeq, a predicted model, not a curated record
AUGUGGUCAGUUGGGAGCAAGAGAACAGGUUUAAUUGGCGUGAAGAGGGGCAUGUCCUUUAUUUACAACGAACUAAAUCAGAAAGUACCAGUAACUCUAAUUGAAAUCGAGAAGAACAGAGUAAAUCAGUUGAAGAAGCCAUCUUCCACUAACGAACACCACUUCGUACAACUACAAUCUAGGAAUCAAUUGAAGGAAUUCCCUGUCACAGAAAACGGUAUCAUCCCAAUCAACACUGAACUUAACGUUUCCCAUUUCAUUCCUGGUCAAUUCGUCGAUAUACAGGGUACCUCCAAUGGUAAAGGUUUUGCGGGUGUUAUGAAGCGCUGGAAUUUCAAAGGUUUAAGAGCCUCCCAUGGUACUUCCAUUUCACACAGAUCACAAGGUUCGACCGGUCAGAACCAAGACCCAGGUAGAGUCUUCCCUGGUAAGAAAAUGGCAGGUAGAAUGGGUGGUGAAACGACGACAGUGCAAAAUUUGAAGGUCAUCAGAAUAGACACCAUAAACAAUCUCUUGUUAGUAAAGGGCGCUAUCCCAGGUAGAGACAACAACUUGGUUUAUAUUAAGGAUGCAGUCAAGAAAAUGCUCAUAGACACAAAGAACAAAGCAAGGAAAUUUGGUUACACAGCCCAACAGGCAUUGCCAUACGGUGUAGACGAUCUCCCUAUGCCAACUAUCAGCCAAGAGAUGGCUAAGUCACUACCAGCAGUCUUGCAAGCACCUGCCAAACCACAAAAAGAUUAA